AAAUAAUGAGAGAUCCCAAGAUCACGCAUAUUCUCCCAUGGGAAAGCAAGGCAGUAAAAAAGCAAGUAAAGAUGAUCCAUGCCUUGAAGAUUUUAAACUCACCAAAUAUUUCAUACCAUUCAAUUAAGCACAAUGACCAAAGAGUUAUCCUCUAAAGCACUUGCAAGAAAGCCCCAAAGGCCUCCUCCCUCCCUCAAGUUCCAAAAAUUCUUACUUUACCUUCUAGUCACCUGUGUCACCAUCUUUGUUCUCUUCCAAAUCCAAUCCCUUCGAACCCCAUCAACAACACCGGCUGCCUUGCCACCUACAUGGACUUCAUUUCAAUACUGGCAAAAUCUGAUCAGUAAGACAGAAAUAACAUUAAAGAGCUGCACAAAAAAACUAGAUUCCACAGCUUCCAAGCUCAAAGAAAGUGUCACAUUUCUCCCCCUAAAGGACCUCAGGUACGCGCAUGCAGCCCAAGAAGGUCACACAUGGUUCAUGAGCUCCAUGUAUGACACACAAGAAAAAGGUGAAGCUCAAUACCAGCAAUUCCCUUCCAAUUCCUCGAAAGGCAGACUACUAUGCAUAAAAGGUCAUGAUAACCACGACGGUGCAUGGAACUCAUAUGCACUGGCAUGGCCCGAGGCAUUACCAAGAAAUGCUACUCUCAUGAAAGGUCUUACUUUUAUAUCAAACAAUCAUUACAAUUAUGCUAAUUUAUGGCAUGGUCUAUCAGCUUUGGUACCCUUUGUUUCAUGGCAUAUAAAGAAUGAGUGUGCUACACCAUCCCGGUGGAUUUUGUAUCACAAAGGAGAACUUCGGUAUAAAAUGGCAGGUUGGUUGAGGAACUUAAUGGAGGCUACAUAUUCUGAGACUGUAAACAUUCAGACGUUUGAAGGUUUUGGCGAUGAUGAACCGCUUUGCUUUGAAAAGGCUGUGGUCAUGAGACACAGUGAAGGAGGAAUGUCUGGAGAAAAUUUAAUGCAAGUUUAUGAUCUGGUGAGGUGCAAAGCAAGGAUACUUUGUAAUGUGAGCCUGGAAGAUAGUAGUGAAGGUAAAAUCGGAAUGACCCUACUCAUGAGAACAGGGGGAAGGUCUUUUCAGAACGAAUCAGAGGUGGUUCGGAUCUUUGAUGGGGAGUGCAGGAAGGUAGAGGGUUGCCGGAUAAUGGUUGCUCACUCUGAUAAUCUCACCUUUUGUGAACAGGUUCAGCUAAUGAGUUCAACGGAUAUUUUGAUAACACCACAUGGAGCUCAAUUAACUAAUUUGUUCCUGAUGGACAAAAACAGCAGUGUCAUGGAAUUCUACCCCAAAGGGUGGCUAAAACUAGCAGGGAUUGGCCAAUUCGUCUACAAGUGGAUGACUCGCUGGUCGGGGAUGAAACACCAGGGCGCCUGGCACGAUCCUGAUGGUGAUCAGUGCCCGUAUUCUGAGGAUGAUCGUCGUUGCAUGUCUAUUUACAAGGAUGGAAAAAUUGGUUACAAUGAGACUCAUUUUGCCGAAUGGGGGAGAAAUGUUCUGAAUGAAGUGAAGAGGAAAAAAACAGAGGAGGCAUCACAAGGAAGAUUAACUAAUAGUCAUCAAUGUAUUUGUGCUUGAAAUUCAUCUGUUAUUUGGGUUACUUACUUAGAACAUGCUAUGUUAGCAUGGUUCAUCUUUAUCCAGACUUGGAGAGCAACUACUAAUUUUUUUGCUUCUAGAUCUAGAACAAAGUCUAUGUUUUCGUUGUUCUUUGAUAUA
Molecule: messenger RNA, 1722 nt
Organism: Daucus carota subsp. sativus
Lineage: Eukaryota; Viridiplantae; Streptophyta; Magnoliopsida; Apiales; Apiaceae
Exons: 2
Coding region: 133-1581 (482 amino acids)
Molecular function (GO): glycosyltransferase activity
Source: RefSeq, a predicted model, not a curated record